AUGGCGGUAGAAGACAGUAGCUCUGGCUUGAAUGCAGGCAUUGGAUUGGAUACCAGCUCUGCACCAGCAGCUGAUCGAGUCAUUCCAACAGUGGAUCAACAUCAUCCACUAUUUCUACAACCUUGUGACACUCAAGGUAGCUCUUUAAUCUCGAUCAAACUCACUGGUCCCGAAAACUAUGCUCUAUGGAGCAGCUCUAUGCAAAUUAGUUUACUCGGAAAAAGUAAAUUAGGAUUUGUUGAUGGUAGAUAUCCUAAGUCAAAAUUUGAUCCAUCACUGCAUGACUUAUGGGAGAAAUGCAAUGCAAUAGUACUCUCCUGGAUAAUGAAUUAUAUAGCCAGUUUGUCUCAAGGAAUCUCCUAUGUGUCCAGCUAUUUCUCAAAGUUGAAGGAGCUUUGGGCAGAAUUUGAUGCCUUAAUGCCUUGUCCUAGGUGUGGUUGUGAGGAGUCGAAAAAAUAUGCUGAACACUUUGAAUCUCAUAGACUUUUGCAGUUUCUUAUGGGACUAAAUGAGUCAUAUGCCCAGUCCAGUAAUCAGAUUAUGAUAAUGUCCCCCACUCCUACCAUAAACAAAGCCUAUGCUAUGAUUAUCUCUGCGGAGAGUAGACGAUCAUUAACAACCUCUACACAUACUGUUGACAAUCAAGAGAAAACUUUGUUCAGUAGUGGCAACAAUGGAGCUUACAACCUUUGCAACAUAGCCUUGUUCAACAGUAAAGGAGGUUCUAACUCAAUGAACAACUUUAGGACAAGAAAGAACACUUUGUACUGUGACUAUUGUAAUUUCAAAGGCCACACCAGAGAGACUUGCUACAAGCUACAUGGUUAUCCACCAGACUUCAAGUCAAAGAAGAAGUACAACCCUGCAGGGAACUUUGCAAAAGACAGAAACACCUCAACUACUGGAGAGUCAUCUUAUAGUCAGAAUCAGAGUAACUCAGUGGGAGUGCCUCACUUCACACCAGAACAAUACUCACAAAUUCUGCAGCUCCUAGGAAAAGGAAGUGAAAGCAAUGAAGCAACUAUGGCAGCAUGUAUGGACAAUGAUCUACAAAUUGGCAAGGUGAAGGGGAUUAGUAAGGAAGAUAUUGGACUAUAUGUGCUCACUUCUAACAGUAGACUGCAAUCUGUGAACAGUUUAGGAAAGGACAUUUCAACAUCACUUGUUGUAAAUACAAUAAAGGAGAAGGAUGGUAGAAUAAAUGUAGCCUUGUGGCAUAAAAGAUUAGGCCAUGUGCCAAUUGAUGUUCUAAAGAAAUUAUCUAUGUUUCAAACUAUUGAUAGUGCAAAUUCUGAUAAACAUUGUACAAUAGGCCCUUUGGCUAAACAAACAAGGCUACAAUUUCCUUUGAGUACUACUAUUUCUACUAGUUGCUUUCAUACAGUUCAUGGUGAUGUUUGGGGGCCAUAUAGAGUGCCUACUCAUGAUGGAAAAAAGAUGACAGACCUACUACAGAAUCUGGGCAUAGUUUAUCAGAGUUCCUGCACCUACACUCCACAGCUACCUAUCAGCUCAGCUCUCAAAGAUAAAUCUAAGACUCCUUUUGAAAUAUUGCAUGGUAAACCUCCCAGCUUAGAUUAUCUAAAGGUGUUUGGGUGCCUAGGUUAUGUUACUGAUCUGAGGAAGGCAGAUAAAUUCUCUCCUAGGGCAGCCCCUGUUGUGUUUCUUGGCUACUCUAUGACACAGAAGGGGUAUAAGAUGUAUACUAUUCACUCCAGGAGCUUUUUAGUCAAUAGAGAUGUGGUGUUCAAGGAAGAUGUUUUUCCUUUUCAAUACCUGGACACUCCAGUUACAUCCUUGUUUCAUGUGCUAGACCUUUCUACUCUUCCUAGUCCAGAGUACAUGCCAGAUAUCCCUAAUUCAACUACAUCUCCUACCAUAGCAACCAAUGAAGAAAUUAUUGCACCCUCAGAUAUGCAUGUCCCUUCUGAUGGAAGUUCACCAGUUGAUUUUAUGGAUGCAAUGCCCAAUGGAACUGUGCACAAUGCUCCCACACAGCCUGCACCAGACACAGAAAGAAAGUCAGUUAGAAUCAGCAGGCUACCUCUUUGGCUGAAAGACUAUGUUACUCAAGGCAAAGAGAGUGUCAAUUGUUGCUACCCUAUGUCCAACUAUGUGAGCUAUGACCAUAUCUCUGCUUUAUUCAAUACUUCCCUAACUGCUUACUCUUUUAUUGAGGAACCUAAAACCUAUCGUGAAGCAGUCAAAAAUCCCAACUGGAUUGCAGCUAUGAAAUCUGAGAUUGCAGCCUUAGAGAAAAAUAAGACAUGGAGUAUUGUUGAUCUACCUGCUGGCAAGGUUCCAAUUGGCUGUAAAUGGGUGUUCAAGGUCAAGUGCACAACCUCAGGAGCAGUAGAGAGAUACAAAGCUAGACUUAUGGCUAAGGGGUACAAUCAACAAGAAGGCCUAGAUUACACUGAAAUAUUUUCACCUGUGGCAAAAAUGGUGACUGUUAGGUCUGUGGUUGCUGUUGCUACUGCUAAACACUGGCCUAUAUUUUAA
This is a messenger RNA of Nicotiana tabacum (common tobacco), 2502 nucleotides long. NCBI's taxonomy places the organism in Eukaryota, Viridiplantae, Streptophyta, Magnoliopsida, Solanales, Solanaceae. The record is from RefSeq and is a predicted model, not a curated record.